This is a messenger RNA of Oncorhynchus nerka (sockeye salmon), 1906 nucleotides long. RefSeq names its product gamma-aminobutyric acid receptor subunit alpha-2-like. Gene Ontology annotation, biological process: synaptic transmission, GABAergic; gamma-aminobutyric acid signaling pathway; chloride transmembrane transport. Lineage: Eukaryota; Metazoa; Chordata; Actinopteri; Salmoniformes; Salmonidae. The transcript has 9 exons. Gene Ontology annotation, molecular function: GABA-A receptor activity; benzodiazepine receptor activity; GABA-gated chloride ion channel activity. The record is from RefSeq and is a predicted model, not a curated record. Gene Ontology annotation, cellular component: synapse; plasma membrane; neuron projection. The coding region runs from base 16 to 1383 and encodes 455 amino acids.
AGGCUACAUGCAGCUAUGAGGAAUAGAGACUACAUUUUUCAAUGUCUGUUCAUCUGCCUCUCGUUGACGGUCGUCUGGCAAACGAGGCCAGUCAUUGCUGAUCCUACAACAGAUGCCUUCAAGAACAACAUCACUCUCUUCACACGGAUCCUCGACAGACUUCUAGAUGGCUAUGAUAAUCGCCUUCGACCCGGCCUAGGGGAUCGUGUAACAGAGGUGAAUACCAAUGUCUACGUCACCAGCUUUGGCCCAGUUUCAGAUACAGACAUGGAAUACACGAUAGACGUGUUCUUCCGGCAAAGCUGGAAAGACGAGAGGUUGAAAUUCGACGGGCCCAUGGACAUACUGCGGCUGAACAACUUGAUGGCCAGUAAAAUAUGGACACCGGACACGUUCUUCCAUAACGGGAAGAAGUCGGUGGCUCACAACAUGACCAUGCCCAAUAAACUACUGAGGAUUCAAGACGAUGGCACCCUACUUUACACCAUGAGGUUGACGGUUCAUGCGGAGUGUCCUAUGCAUCUGGAAGAUUUCCCCAUGGACUUCCACUCAUGUCCCCUGAAGUUUGGCAGCUAUGCCUAUACGAUGUCAGAGGUGACUUACGUCUGGACCAGUAAGCCCGCCGACUCUGUGGUGGUGGAAGGUGAGAGCUCCCGUUUGAACCAGUACGACCUGCUCGGCCAAACAGUGGGCCAAGAAACCAUCAAGUCCAGCACAGGCGAAUACACUGUCAUGACGGCACAUUUCCAUUUGAAGCGGAAGAUUGGUUACUUUGUGAUACAGACCUAUCUACCAUGCAUCAUGACUGUCAUCCUCUCCCAAGUGUCCUUCUGGCUGAACAGAGAGUCCGUGCCAGCUAGGACUGUGUUUGGUGUAACCACUGUGCUGACAAUGACCACCCUGAGUAUAAGUGCUCGUAACUCCCUCCCCAAGGUGGCCUACGCCACGGCCAUGGACUGGUUCAUCGCUGUCUGCUACGCCUUUGUCUUCUCCGCCCUCAUUGAGUUUGCCACCGUCAACUACUUCACAAAGCGCGGCUGGGCCUGGGAUGGGAAGAGCAUUGUGAAUGACAAGAAAAAAGAGAAGGCCUCCGCCAUGAAGAAGAACAACGCGUACGCCGUGGCGGUGGCCAACUAUGCGCCCAACAUCACCAAAGACUCUGGGUUGUCCACCAUCGCCAAGGGCGGCGCUCCUGACCCCAACAUGGCAGUUGGCAAGGUGGGUGGCAAGGCAGACCCAAAGAAGACUUUCAACAGUGUGAGCAAAAUCGAUAGGAUUUCGAGGAUUAUGUUCCCGGUCCUGUUUAGCAGCUUCAACUUAGUCUAUUGGGCCACAUACUUAAACAGAGAACCUUAUAUAAAGGAUAUGGUGCGCUCAACCUAGAGGCCCCUCCCUCCUGCAUUGUAAUAUAUCCGAAUUACAGGACUAAAAGACUUAGCAAAUACGACUAGUAUCUGCUAACUCUUGGUUCGUUGGUGCAAGACAGACAAGCCCUGGAUUGCUUUGUGUCCCUCUCUUUCCUGUUUUUUCUACACCACUUUCUGCAGUGCUUUUGGAAACAACUGGCCUUUGUAAAUACAGCAUAAAUGUACAAUCAUGACUUUUGUGUGUUUCGUGAUAUAAUCAGUGAACAAUACAUUUAUUUCACGUGCUUAUGUUCUGUUGACCAUUGAUGGCUCCGUGUUUGAAAAGUUUAUGAAAGGAACCUCGAGAUGUUUAUUUUAGUCAAAAAGUUUUAGAAAUUAUUCUUUUUUUAAUUUUUAUAUAUAUUUCAUCUUAUUUAUUUUUAAAAAAAUAGUGGGUUAAGUAUGUAAUAUUUCUCAGCGACCAGAAUUUCUCAAUUAUGUAUAAAGUUAUCUUUUUCUAUACAAGCCAAUACAAAAACAUAUGAAAAAAAUGUAAAUGC